AUGCCUCCAACCUCGACCCCCUCCAACCACCGCAGUCGCCGUAUAGAUGACGCCCUCUCCCAGCUCGUCGACUCCCUGCUCCCGCAACGAUCUAGUAGCCGUCAGCCGCGAGGCGGCAGCGGCGACAAUGACGCGUCGAAUGAGUAUAUGGACGAGUAUGCUCGCGCAGAGGCCGCGGAGGCGGAGGAGCUACGGCGUCGUCGCGCGUUGGAUCUUGCGUGGAGGAUAAUUGAUGCCCAUGGCAAUAACGGUGUGGGUGCGGGGGGGCCUAUCGAGAAUAACAACGGUUACGGUGAGCAGAAGCCGCAGCGACGGGGCGGAUCGGUGUCUCCUGAUAUGAUCAACAACGCACCGGAUAUGAUUAAGCGGAAGUUGCUAAGGGAGAAUGCGUCGCCGGAUAAGGCGAUGAGGUUUUCGAAUCUGUAUUCGAGGCUGUUGACGCAGCCGGUGCUGGGGCAGAAGUGGGCGAUAUUGUACCUGCUGUACCGGAUUGGGGAGGGGGGCGAAGAUGAGGAUGAUGGUGUUGCAGAGGGGAUGAUGGGCGGAACGAAUCUGAGACGGAUGCUGGAUGGGCGGCGGAGUCCGUUGAUGGAGGAGAAUCAAUUGGAUAAUAUGGUGUUUGCGAAUCGAUUGGGGGGGAGGAAGAAUGUUGCAGAGAGCAUUGCUCCUGGUUCAUCGGCUUCUGCGGCCGGGAGGGAGCACCCGUCUACUCAGCGGCGCGCGGGAAUGCCAAAGGAUGGAGUGGAUAUGGCGAGGUCGAAAGAGAGCGAGAGGAAAAGAAAUGCGGAAGAAGAGAUCAAGGAACGCAAAUCGGCGCGUCGACAAGCCGAAGAAUCGAUAUCAGCACCCCAAACACCCAAGCACAGCCAGCCCGCUGAAAGCACUGACGAGGGCGCACCGCCCGAAGAGCCGGCUCUUUUACGAGACUUGCCGUUUUGUCUGCAAGGCUUGUCGACUACCAAUCUUCAGUUUUCGAGUUCUACCUUGAAAUUACCGACUACACUCCCUAUUCCACUCAUAUCAUUGCUACACACUUUGGCGGAACCAUGUCUUCUCUAUCAAGGCCUGUCUGAGUUCGUUAGCAGAUCCGAGGGGGGGCUCAUAGAACAGAGUCUGCGAGCAGCUAUAAGCGCUGAGCUUCGAUCUUAUCUAGGCUUAGUCGCAAGCCUAGAAGGAGAGAUUAGAACGGCUCUUACGGCGGUGUCAGAAUCAGUCGAUAGCCCAACGUCUGUAAUGAAAGCAGGCGUCACUCUCAAACGCUGCGUUGUUUGGAUGAGAGAUGCCACAAUGGCCCUACGCUUGAUGAGUCUCAUGGUUAAAGAGGUCGAGGGUAAGAAAGGGGGCCAAUUGAUAUCUAUGAUUCACGGUUUUUCAACGUCCCACGGAGACCCCUUUGUUGGCGCUUUUGCAGAACGGCUUUUGGCACAUGUUACCCGGCCAUUUUACGGGAUGUUGACGCAGUGGAUAUACGACGGGGAGUUAUCGGAUCCGUACUGCGAGUUCUUCGUCGUGCAGCCGGAAAGCCGCCCGUCUGGUGAUCCACGUCGAACGGCAACGAGUGUGUGGGAUGAGAAGUAUAAGCUGGACGAUGCGAUGGUUCCUACGAUAAUGACGCAUGAUUUUGCAAAAAAAGUGUUUUUGAUUGGGAAAUCUCUCAAUUUCAUUCGAUACGGCUGCGGUGAUUCUGCCUGGGUGGUUGCAUAUUCUCGAGAUGCCUCAAAGGAGUUACGAUAUGGAGAUACUGCUACGCUUGAGACGUCGAUUGACGAGGCGUAUAAAAGUACAAUGGCUCGUCUCAUCUACCUGAUGGACUCGAAGUUUAAAUUAUUCGAACACCUGGAUGCACUAAAAAAGUACCUUUUACUAGGCCAAGGAGACUUUAUCGCUCUGCUUAUGGAGUCGCUCGCCUCGAAUCUUGACCGGCCGGCCAACUCACAGUACCGUCAUACCCUGACAGCUCAAUUGGAACAUGCCAUUCGAGCGUCAAAUGCACAGUACGACUCGCCAGAUGUGCUUCGUCGGCUUGAUGCACGGAUGCUGGAGCUUAGUCACGGCGAGAUCGGCUGGGACUGUUUUACACUUGAAUAUAAAAUCGAUGCUCCGGUUGACGUGGUCAUAACACCCUGGGCCUCGACACAAUAUUUGAAACUUUUCAAUUUCCUAUGGAGAGUCAAGCGGGUAGAGUUUGCGCUUGGCAGCACAUGGCGACGAUGUAUGACCGGAGCAAGGGGGGUGCUAGGGAGUGUCGAAGACAAAGUCGGCCCAGACUGGAAGUUGGCGCGCUGUGUCAUUGCGGAGAUGAUACAUUUCAUAUGCCAGCUCCAGUAUUACAUACUUUUCGAGGUCAUCGAAGCCAGCUGGGAUCAGCUACAAAUCGCAAUAUCAAAACCAGGAUGCACACUCGACGACCUCAUAGAAGCGCACACAAAAUACCUGAACUCUAUCACCCACAAGGGCCUCCUCGGCUCAUCAUCAUCUCGCAGUUCCUCCUCAACCAGCAACCGAGGCGAAGACUCCUUUCUAGCCCAACUCCACCAAAUCCUCAAAGUCAUGCUCGCGUAUAAAGACGCCGUGGAUGGACUCUACUCCUUCUCCGUCGCAGAAUUCACCCGACGGCAAGAAUUCAACGCAAAGAUCGAAACCCGUACCGCCCAAGGCCGAUGGGGCGUGACGGAAAGAGACCUGCAAUCCAUCCACUCGGCGAGAACCAGUCGCCCCGGAUCGACAAUGCGACGACCAAGAGCAGAUUCCAACUCCCCGGCCGUUGACUCACCCAUCGACAACGGUGGGCUUCUUCGCUCAUCGACGGAUGGCACGCCUUUGGGCGGUGCGGCUUCGCCUUUUUUCAGCUCUAGUCUCGCUGGGGAGGAUCAUCUACUACCAUCGCUACGCUCACGACUGAGCGAUUUAUCAACGGAGUUCCGGGCGAGGCUGGUUACGUUGCUGGGUGAUUUGGCAUAUCAGCCUGAUGUUGACAUGAGGUUUUUAGGCGUGGUUAUGAAUUUCAAUGAUGUGUAUCAAGUUGUGAGGAGGAGAAGGGGUGGUGGAGGGAGUUCGGGGAAAGAUAGAGAGAGGAAAAGGGGUGGGGCGGAGUCGACGGAGACGGAGAGGAAGGAAGAUAAGGAGAAAGCCAAGGAAAGGGAGAAAUCCACCGGGUAG
Messenger RNA from Uncinocarpus reesii 1704, 3159 nucleotides. RefSeq lists its product as uncharacterized. Gene Ontology annotation, molecular function: gamma-tubulin binding; microtubule minus-end binding. Bases 1 to 3159 code for a protein of 1052 amino acids. Gene Ontology annotation, biological process: microtubule nucleation; cytoplasmic microtubule organization; spindle assembly. Lineage: Eukaryota; Fungi; Ascomycota; Eurotiomycetes; Onygenales; Onygenaceae. Gene Ontology annotation, cellular component: spindle pole; equatorial microtubule organizing center; mitotic spindle pole body. The record is from RefSeq and is a predicted model, not a curated record. The transcript has a single exon.